AUGAGUGCUAACGAAUCCGACAUCGAGGCUACGCAGGAAGUUGCUACUGAUCCUAUCCCCUCGACGGAGAGCAGCGAGAAGGAAGUUAUUGAAAAAGCACCGGAUGGUGGUCUCCAGGCAUGGCUUGUUACAGCAGGAACUGCAUGCAUCUUCUUCUCGGCAUUAGGGUUCGCCAACUCAUUUGGCAUAUUUGAGGAAUACUAUCUUUCACACCAACUGAAAAAUGAGUCCGCGGAUAAGGUUGCAUGGAUUGGGUCCCUGGCAGCCUUUCUUCAAUUCGCGGCAGGUGCUCUCGGGGGACCGUUGUUUGAUCGAUAUGGAGCUUGGGUUAUUCGGCCGGCCGCAAUAAUGUAUCUUUUUGCUAUGAUGAUGACAAGUCUAUGCAAGCAAUACUGGCAGUUCAUGCUCGCGCAAGGUGUUCUUCUGGGCACUUCCAUGGGUCUUUUGCAAUUCCCAGCAAUGGCAGCAGUUAUCCAACAUUUCGACAAGAAUAUCGCCGCUGCUUUGGGAGCGGCAGUUUCUGGAUCCUCCAUAGGUGGUGUAGUGAUCCCUAUAGCCCUGUCGAAGAUGCUGAACAGCACAUCCCUUGGGUUCGGAUGGUCAGUUCGGAUCAUCGGGUUCGUGAUCACUCCACUCCUGGUCUUCUCAUGCCUCGCUGUCAAAUCUCGACUCCCACCACGCAAAACAACAUUCUUCCUUGUAUCGGCAUUCAAAAGUCCCAAUUUUUCACUCCUGGUCACCGCAAUCUUCUUCAUGUUUCUCGGACUGUUCACUCCACUUUUCUACAUCCCAACAUACGCGGUAUCAAGAGGGAUGGAUGCAACUCUUGCCUCGUAUCUACUCGCAAUUCUCAACGCUGCUUCGACCUUUGGGCGUGUCAUCCCGGGUGUUCUGGCAGAUAGGUUUGGUCGAUUGAACGUUCUGAGCAUGGGCGGUAUCCUCACCGGGAUCAUCAUUUUUUGCAUGAACAAGGCUGAAUCAACCCCGGCUCUGAUCGUGUAUUCGAUCGCUUUUGGGUUUUGGUCGGGAACAAUCAUAUCUGGUUCCUCUGCCGCAUUUUCAAUUGUUAUCCUAGAUCCUCGGGCUAUCGGAACAUACUUGGGCACGGGAAUGGGGGUUGCCUCUCUUGCUGCUUUGAUCGGGCCUCCAGUCAAUGGUGCGCUGCUCAACAAGUAUGGCGGAUUUUUGGAGGUUUCGAUCUUCAGUGGAGCAAUGGUAUAG
Molecule: messenger RNA, 1221 nt
Organism: Penicillium arizonense
Lineage: Eukaryota; Fungi; Ascomycota; Eurotiomycetes; Eurotiales; Aspergillaceae
Product: MCT family MFS transporter
Exons: 3
Coding region: 1-1221 (406 amino acids)
Biological process (GO): transmembrane transport
Cellular component (GO): fungal-type vacuole membrane
Molecular function (GO): transmembrane transporter activity
Source: RefSeq, a predicted model, not a curated record